CCGCUUAGUGUGUCCGGCGCUGCUGCUGCACUCAGUGGUGUCCGUGUGUGUGUGUCCUAGCGGCUAAAUAAACAGUGGAAAUGAAAAAAAGUUCUGUAAAGUGCUAGGGUUAAAGUCGCGAGCCGUGGGGUGUUUCAGGAAGGGAACAUUACUGAGAAAAAAUCUGUGCGUUUGAACCUUUUGAGAGUCAAACCGGAAGUCCACUUAUGGAUCUACAUCAUUGCCUUUGCUUCAUCUGACUUCACACCAGAUAAAAAUGGGAAACGGGAUGUCUGAUCAAUCCAGUAUAUUUUCUAAUCUUUCUCCUUGGAAGUCUCUGCACAUUACCAUUUUGGGUCUGGACUCUGCAGGCAAAACCACCGUCCUGUACAGACUGCAGUUUAAUGAGUUUGUAAACACUGUUCCUACUAAAGGGUUCAAUGCAGAGAAGGUCAAAGUAUGCCUUGGUCGCUCGAGGACAGUGACCUUUCACUUUUGGGAUGUCGGGGGUCAAGAGAAGCUGCGUCCGCUCUGGAAAUCCUACACUCGCUGCACUGAUGGCAUCGUGUUUGUGGUAGAUUCGGUGGAUGCUGAACGGAUGGAUGAAGCCAAAACUGAACUUCACAAGCUUGCACACUCGAUGGAGAGUCAAGGUGUUCCCAUGCUUAUUGUAGCAAAUAAGCAGGACCUCAGGAACUCUUUGACCCUGGCAGAAAUUGAGAAGAUGCUGGCAUUAGGGGAACUCGGCGCCUCUACUCCAUGGCACUUGCAGCCUUCAUGUGCUAUAAUUGGUGAUGGUUUACUAGAAGGGCUUGAAAGACUGUAUGACAUGAUCCUUAAACAGAGGAAAAAGCUAAAGCAGCAGAAAAAGAAGUAAUGAGUCAUGCUCAGAAACCAGUAGAAAUGGGUUUAUAUUGUGAUGCUAAGGGAUGGCUGUAUUUUGGUCAGAGUAUACUUGGUGAGUUUUCUCCGGGUGCUUCGGCCUCCCAGAGUCCAAAGGCUUAAGCCUCUGUUCCCUAUAGUGUGUGUGUCCUGCAAUGCAUUGGCACCCUGUACAGGGUGUACUCUGCCUAGUGCCCUUAGUCUCAUGGGAUAGUCUCUAACCCUGUACAUAUGCAUAUAGAAGAUGAAUAAAUAAAUAAAUUUAUCACCUAACUGAGUUUUAUCAGUUUUAUCAUAGUCUUAUGGUUUGUAAAAUCCCAGGGCUUUAAGCACAUUUCUAUUAACUCGGGAGUGAAGGAUCUAAGUGACAUUUCUUAAAGUACUGUGCAGAUUAAACAUUUAUUACUUGAAGUGUGUUAAUGAUGAAGGAAGUAUAAGUGUUGGGUGUGUUCUAUUUAUGAGAACUGUAUGUAAUGUAACAUAUGUGUCAUAUUUCAGGUUAAUGUAGGACCAAAAAACACUGGAUGUCUUCUACUUUUUGCUGAUUUAAUUUACUCUUUUUUUUUUUUAUCUUGUAAAACAGGUCUGUAACACUGCACCCCAAAUUACUUUCUUGAUUUUUUUUUUUUUCCUCCUUCUUUUUCCUUUUGGGGAACUUUUAUAUUAAUUACAAGCACUUUAGUUGUCAUACUCAUUUUAUGUAAAUGUUUAAGAAUAUUAAGUAUAUAUUUUAUUAAUAUAAAUAAAUAUUCCUAUUGUAAAAGGUCAUUUAUUUUUGCUGAUGCAUUUUUUCAAUACUUGUUCCUAGACCUCAAAUAUCACUGGAGGAUCGAACUAUCCCUCUUUUCGUGCGAAUGUUGAUUGCAGAUCUGUAGAUGUUUAUCAAGAAUUAUUUUAGUUCUGCUUCUGUUUUUGUUGGUCACUGCUAGCAGUGGCUUUAGAUAAAAAAAAUAAAAAAAAACAGAGAACAGCCAAUAUGAUGUUAUCAGAAUCCAGUCUGAUUCUGACUUCCUUUUCAUGACUUUUUUAAAACUCAAAAGCUUAUGUACA
Messenger RNA from Clarias gariepinus (North African catfish), 1911 nucleotides. It is a transcript of the gene arl4aa, whose product is annotated as ADP-ribosylation factor-like 4aa. Gene Ontology annotation, cellular component: cytoplasm. Gene Ontology annotation, biological process: vesicle-mediated transport; intracellular protein transport. The record is from RefSeq and is a predicted model, not a curated record. NCBI's taxonomy places the organism in Eukaryota, Metazoa, Chordata, Actinopteri, Siluriformes, Clariidae. Gene Ontology annotation, molecular function: GTPase activity; GTP binding. The transcript is spliced from 3 exons. The coding region runs from base 257 to 856 and encodes 199 amino acids.